Molecule: messenger RNA, 1386 nt
Organism: Folsomia candida
Lineage: Eukaryota; Metazoa; Arthropoda; Collembola; Entomobryomorpha; Isotomidae
Exons: 6
Coding region: 1-1386 (461 amino acids)
Biological process (GO): cell redox homeostasis; glutathione metabolic process; cellular response to oxidative stress
Cellular component (GO): mitochondrion; cytosol
Molecular function (GO): glutathione-disulfide reductase (NADPH) activity; calcium ion binding; flavin adenine dinucleotide binding
Source: RefSeq, a predicted model, not a curated record
AUGGAGGAUGAAUUGGUCGAAGAGUCAAAACCAAUCGUUGAAGGAGAUGCGUCUGGAGAAGGAGUCAACUUGGAGGUUACGAAUCGUCAUGCGGAAAAAGAAUGCGUCGAACCUCAAGAAGUAGCAGGAUGGCUCGAAUCUCCACCACCGUCACCGCCGCAAAUUGAUAAGUCGACUGAUACGGAUUCGUCCUAUAAAUUAAAAGCUCUUCAAACGGCACUUGUAAAUUCCGGGAUUGAAAAUGCAAAACAAAAAUAUUCCAAAGUCUUUCACCAACUUGAGCUAAACUUUUUCGAAAAGUUGUUCAGGAUUGCUAACAUUGCCCAAGAUGGACUGCUUAAUGAUACCGAGCUGAUGUUCUUUUUGGACCAUCACGACUACGUGAUAUCGAAGCAAGAGGCGAGACAAAUCAUACGAGAGGGCGACCAAAAUCGGGACGGAGCACUAGAUUUUGCAGAAUUUCUCAGUCUUUGUGAAAAAGCAAGCAUCAAUCUAGAAGAAAUCGGAAUUCUUUCGGAAGAUUGGGAGAGACAGUUACAAAAUUCGGAAACUGUGGAAUACUUUGAGAACAAGAUUGCUGAGAAUGCCGACUGUAAAUCAGUUGACAACUCUGAGAUAUGUCUCCUCCAGAGAAAUUACAUGCUAACCACCACCACGGAAAUUAUGACCCCUGUUUCUGGAGAAUACGACUUUGACCUCAUCGUCCUGGGGAAUGGCGCAGGGGGAAAUAGUGUGGCUAAAGAGGCUGCCAAAAUUGGGAAGAAAGUAGCAAUCUGCGAUUCUUCACCAAAUAAUUCUGCCCCAAAUAGUAGCUUUUUCGCUCCGAGCUGUGUCAACGUUGGAUGUGUUCCAAAGACGUUGAUGAACUAUGCCGGUGUCGUCGGUGACACGGUUGACCAACGGACUUCACUACCUUUUGGAUGGUUCGCUGCACAAGAAGCAGGAGUAUCGCCAAAUUUGGAAGAACAAGCGGAUAAAUCUCUCUUCACGAAUGACUGGUCAACUCUUGUCGACAAUAUUCAGAGUUAUAUUCGCACCUUAAAUUUUGAGCGGCAGUUCGGUCUCGAACAUUACAAGUGGGUACAGUACUACAACUCGAGCUAUGAGUUUGACGGUCCUCAUACGAUCAAGUUGACCCACGAAGACAAAACGACAGAAUUUAUCACUGGAGAGAAAAUCGUCAUCGCUAUCGGGUCAACUUAUCGGCAGCUGGACAUUCCCGGCGCUCAAGGGAACUGUAUCACAGUGGACGACAUAUUCUCCGUGCGCCACCAUCCGGGGCGAGUCCUUAUCAUCGGUGGAGGAGAAGACGCCAUCGAAAUCGCCGGAUUACUGUGCGGUCUCAAACUCGAAGAUGACGACCCUUAUCUUAGAAACGUUGCAUAG